Messenger RNA from Lodderomyces jiufengensis, 2604 nucleotides. RefSeq lists its product as uncharacterized. The transcript has a single exon. The record is from RefSeq and is a predicted model, not a curated record. Bases 1 to 2604 code for a protein of 867 amino acids. NCBI's taxonomy places the organism in Eukaryota, Fungi, Ascomycota, Pichiomycetes, Serinales, Debaryomycetaceae.
AUGCUAAAGAGGUUCUCUCGCCAUUCUAAUAAUAAUCAUAAUUAUAAUAAUGGUAAAGAUCAAUUAUAUCCAAUUUUCACAGAAUCUUAUUGGCAAUGGUAUAUUGAAAGUUAUUUAAAAGUUGAUAAAGAAACUGUUAUAAAACAUACUCCAUAUAAUAUAAAUAAAUAUACUGAUAAAUCACAAGAAGUUAUAAAAAUAAAAAAUUAUUUUGAAUUUUUACAAUUAAAUAUACCAUGUACUUUGGAAAUUAUUGCAAUAUUAAAAUCACCUUUAACAGGUGGAGAUUUAAAUAAAUCAUUUUAUAUAUUAAGAAUUUUUCAAUUAUGUUCAGAAGGUUUAUUUUUAACAAAUUUAAGAAUUGAUAAAUUAGGUAAUAAAUUAAAAUUUGUUGGAGCAGAAAAUUGGGAUAAUGUAAUGUGUUAUAUGGAUGCUUUAUUUUUUGCAAUGUUUGCAAAUUUAGAAAGUUUUGAACCAAUUUUAUUUAUACCAAAUCAUCAUGAUAAAUUAAUUAAUCAAUUAUCUGCAUUAUUAAGAAUUUAUGUUUCAUUAUUAAGAUCUGGUUAUUUAAUAACAACUGAUUUAACUGCAAGAAUUUGUGAAGGAUUGUUUAAAUUAGGAUUUAAUGAAGCAAUAAGUCAUAAACAACAAGAUUCUGCUUCAUUAUUUGAAUUUUUAACUGAAGUUUUAAAUAUGCCAUUACUUACUUUUAAAGUUGAUAUAAAACAUGGUGGAAAAUUUAAUAAAAAAGAUGAUGAAAAAUUUUCAAAAGAAAGAAUUUUAUUUGUAAGUAUACCAAAUGAUGAAGUUGAAUCUGAAAUUAUACCAAAAUUUACAGAAACUGAACAUUUAGAAAAUUUAGAAAAUUCAAUACCAAGUUUAAAACUGCAAAAAUCAGAAAAUGAAGAUUCCAUAUUAUUAGAAGAAUGUUUAGAACAUUAUUUUAAUAAUUCAAUAAGUGUUAAAAGAGAAUUAGAAAGAAGGGCUUCAUUGAGUAGUGUUCCAAAAGUUACUUCAAACUUUGACGAAAUACCUGAAAAUUCACAGAUAAAUAAUAAUAAUAAUAAUUUCAACAACAAAAAAGAUUAUUUUGAUGAUCAUAAACAUAGUAUAGAGUUAGUUGAAGAUAUAAAUGAAAGACCACCACUUAAUAGAGAUAGAUCAGAUAGUAGGAAAAGUAAUGGAGUUAGAAUUGGGGUUAGAACAAGAUCUUCAACUUUAUCAAUAUGGUCAUUAAAUGAAGAUGGAAAAUCAAAUACAUCAAAAGUUAAAGAAGUAAAUUUACCAGCUUGGAUGUUUUUAAGAUUAUUACCGUUUUAUACUGAUGAUAAUGUAGCAACUGAUGAUUUAGAAAGUGCGGCAAAGUCAUCAAAAGAAUUUGCAAAUAGAAGACCAAUAUUACCAAUUUGUUUGAAAAGAUAUGAAUUUGUUUCAGGAGAUUCAGCUGGUACUAGAUCUCAAAAACGGAUUAUUAUUCCACCAUUUAUUGAUUUACCUGAUUUUGUUGCUGAUGAUAUUGAUGAACCAGCUUGUUCUUUUAGAUUAAUUUUAGAAAGUGCUGUUUGUCAUAGAGGAAAAUCAAUUGAACUGGGUCAUUUCAUAUCAGUUGUUAGAAAAAAUGUUGAAAAAAUUAAUCAAACAGAAGAAGAAGCUAAUAAUUCAAUUUGGUAUUUUUAUGAUGACAUGAAAAAGAAUCAUAGGGUUAUUGAAAAAUCAUUUAGUGAAAUUUUUAAUACAGAAUGGCCUUACAUGUUAUUUUAUAGAUUAGUUUCAACUAAUGAAUCAAGUACAACAUCAUCAUUAAAAAGUAAUAUUGUUCCACCAAAUGGAUUUAAAGCUCAAUAUUGGUCAGAUGAAGCAGUGAAUGUAGUUGCAAAUCCACCAAAAGUUUUAUCACCAAUUUUAUCAGCUGAAGAUUCAAUACCUACACCAACAAUAACAACGACAUCACCAAAAUUAACAACAACAUCCCCCACACCAACACCAACACCAGAGAAAAAAACUUCUUUAGCUGUAGUUACCUCAUUACCACCAACUGAUCCAAAAUAUGUCGAUAUCAAAAAUAGAUAUUAUUGGUAUAUAACUGAUGCUGAUAAAAAUUAUUAUAAGGAGGAGCCAACGAUAUUAAAAGAUGGAAAUUCUUCAAUGACAUUAAGUCCACAAUUUAGAAGAAACAGUCAAUGGAGUAAUUUCUCAAAUAUAAGUAAUAUUUGUUUAGAUAAAAAACCACUGCAACAACUUAAUGAGCAACGUUUAAGUUCUGAAACCACAACAUCCCAAGAAGCUACAAUAAAACCAACAACCGAAAUAAAAGCAAAUAAUGAAUCAAGUGGUGAAUCAACUUUAAAUUCAUCAGUUUGGAGAAAAUCCAUAAAAAGAUCACCAAAUGUUAAUUUAGAUUCAAGUGAAUCAUUAGGAGAAUUAAGAAAAUUAGUAUCACCAAUGGAUCUUGAUGAUUCAAAAAAUGCAUUUCCCCACACAGUUAGAAAUUUACAAAUUGAACAAAAAAAACAUAAUAGCAUAAAUAAUCACAGUCAUCAUUUAUUUCAUAGAUCAAAAAACAAAAGAGAAGCAUAUAAAAAGGAAAAAUGUAUAAUUACAUAG